UGGGAUGUGGAGAUGUCGUAAGGUCGAAAGUUGCGUGUACGUGGGUUUGUUUACAUCGAGUCAACGUGGGACAGAAGUGAGGAUUUCGUCUUCUGUUUUGACUCUUUUAAGGACUCGCAGGCGGACAAAAUGGUGAACGUACCCAAGUCCAGACGUACCUUCUGCAUUAAGUGCAAGAAGCACCAGAAUCACAAGGUGUCGCAAUAUAAGAAGUCCAAGGAGCGCAAGUUUGCCCAGGGCCGUCGUCGUUACGACAGGAAGCAGGCUGGAUAUGGUGGUCAGACAAAGCCUAUCUUCAGAAAGAAGGCCAAGACCACCAAGAAGAUUGUGCUAAAGAUGGAAUGCAACAAGUGCAGAAUCAAGUCCCAGCUCCCCCUCAAGAGAUGCAAGCACUUUGAGCUUGGAGGUGACAAGAAGAGGAAGGGACAGAUGAUCCAGUUCUAAGCUGUGUUUGCCUUUAGUAAAGAAAAAAAAAUCUAAGUUCUUGGGUUUUA
This is a messenger RNA of Penaeus indicus, 494 nucleotides long. It is a transcript of the gene RpL36A, whose product is annotated as large ribosomal subunit protein eL42-like. Gene Ontology annotation, biological process: translation. The coding region runs from base 130 to 444 and encodes 104 amino acids. Gene Ontology annotation, cellular component: ribosome; cytosolic large ribosomal subunit. The record is from RefSeq and is a predicted model, not a curated record. Lineage: Eukaryota; Metazoa; Arthropoda; Malacostraca; Decapoda; Penaeidae. The transcript has 4 exons. Gene Ontology annotation, molecular function: structural constituent of ribosome.